This is a messenger RNA of Schistosoma margrebowiei, 2941 nucleotides long. Lineage: Eukaryota; Metazoa; Platyhelminthes; Trematoda; Strigeidida; Schistosomatidae. The record is from the annotation of a GenBank genome assembly.
AUGGUGGUGCAGACGGAAAAACGCGAUGAGAACCUAGACGAACCCCCUCUGAUCCCAAUCAGGGCUGCUCCCGGUUCAACCCCACGCCAGCCGCCACUGCUCGAAACAUCAUCAGAUUACUCCGUUUGGAAAUUUAAAGUCACAGCCUACCUUCAGAGAGUCCCAUUGACCGAGCAUUUCAACUACCUCGUUUCCUAUCUGAGCGAUGAAGCAGUACGCAGGGCUAUUGCGAAUGGUUUUGCGGCCAGUAACACCCUCUCACAAAACUGGAGAAUUCUAGAUGACUGUUUUUCCAUGCCUGUAGACACUCAGCAGAUGACAAUUCAGUUCUUAUCACGCCAUCAGAAAGCGAGCGAGAACCCAAUAGACUAUCUCCAUUCCCUGCAGCAAGUCGCAGUGCAGGCAUUCCCUCGGUUAGAUAUGAUAGGACGAGAGGAACUAAUACGCUCACGUUUUGUCGAGGGUCUGUUACCUGGACCACUCAAAGAACAUUUUCUUCGAAAUCCGCCAGCUGAUACAUCUGAAGUAAAAAGAACAACAUUACGUUUCCUGGCCGCUGACAAAUUAGUGAAUUCAGCCAGUGCACAUUCAUCAUCAGUAACGACGGUUGAACGAGCUACAAAACCUAGUGGCCCGGACACCUGCCAGACUACAGUGGCUGUGACCGACCUUCCCGGCCGAGGUGUUAUCCACAGACAGUCUAAUUCGAGGUGGAAUAAACAACCAGCAUGGGGAAACUACAAUGGGCGUCAGGCUGGCUGUAUAUAUUGCAAACGGUUUGGCAGGAACGCCAGAAGAUGUGGUCACAAUCGCCCCCGUAAACCAGGUAAGCGGCGUUUUGGUUACUUAUCUUCCUAUGUUAAUCAUGUCCAUCCAACUACAUUUAAAGGUAGAGUACAAGACAUCGAGCUGGAUAUACUUCUAGACACAGGGGCUUCAGUAUCCCUCAUUAAGGAAGAUUUCUUGCAGAGACUUAACAACAGCACUCAGCGUAAACAGUGCUCCUCCACAUUAAUCACGGCGAGCGGAGACCCCUUGAUUGCGUGUUCUAAGAUCGGGUUAGAGAUCACAAUAAACAAGAGCUCUUUUCGACAUGAAUUCCUGGUCUGCCCCACACUGACCUGGAACAUGAUUCUCGGGGUUGACUUCAUGUUAAGGUAUCAGGCCUCUAUAGACAUGAAUAAGUCGGAAGCUAAAAUUGGCGGGGUUGUCGUGCAACUACAACGCCAGGAAAUGCCAACCGAAACCGUAGCCCAGGUGGAAAUUGCAGAGAUUGUACGUCAGGUACAAGAUAACCAAGUAAUAAGUGAAAAGGACCGUCGAGCCACCAUUGACGUACUCCAACGAUUUAGCUCUGUUUUCUCGGAGAAUAUCUCUGGAAAUCGAACAACCAUUGUGCAACAUUCCAUUGUUACAGGUGACCACAUGCCAUUACGCCAACCACCUCGUAGAGUCCCGGUGCAUUAUCAGCCUCAUUUAGAAUCAAUGAUAAAAGAUAUGCUAGAAAAAAAGAUUAUUGUACCAUCUUCGUCACCCUGGGCAUCGCCAAUUGUCUUAGUAAAAAAGAAGGAUUCCUCCCUACGACUGUGUGUAGAUUACCGACGCCUUAAUGCUAUAACUAAGCGUGACUCUUUUCCACUUCCACGGAUAGACGCUACCUUAGAUGCCAUGAAAGGUGCUCGCUGGUUCUCAACGCUAGACUUAGCAUCAGGGUAUUGGCAAGUGGAAGUUCGACCCCAAGAUAGAAAAAAAACUGCAUUUGUAGUGCCUAAUGGCUUAUAUGAAUUUCAAGUAAUGCCUUUCGGGCUAACUAACGCCCCAGCCACCUUCCAACGAUUGAUGCAGACAGUUCUGCAAGGUCUCGUACCGCACCAGUGCUUAAUCUACCUUGAUGAUAUUAUUGUAUAUGGCAGCACGCCAGAACAACAUAAUGCCAAUUUGAAGGCAGUCCUACAACGUAUUAGGCAGCAUAACCUAAAAGUGAAACCAUCUAAAUGUCGACUGUUGCAAAAAGAAGUGCUCUUUUUAGGGCACCGCAUUACGGAAGAUGGAGUGGCAACAGAUAAAGAAAAGACACGUGUAAUUGUUAAUUGGCCGCAACCAAAAUCACCCGAAGACGUUCGUAGCUUCCUUGGAUUAGCUUCUUACUAUAGACGCUUCGUACGUGAUUUCGCAUCAUUAGCAGCACCUUUACACCGAUUAACCCACAAAGGACGAAAAUUUUUAUGGACCAGCGAGUGUCAACAGGCGUUCGAUGCUUUGAAGGCUCGGUUAACUUCUCCACCUAUAUUAGCCUUUCCAGAUACUUCAGCAGACGGAGGCGAAUUUAUACUGGAUACGGAUGCUAGUUCCUCUGCUAUUGGAGCAGUUUUAUCACAAGUAGAUCGAGAUGGACACGAAAGGGUCAUUGCGUAUGCUAGUCGACGACUAGAUAAGAGUGAAGCACGAUAUUCUACAACACGUCGGGAGAUGUUAGCACUAGUAAAAUUCUUACAACAUUUCCGCCAUUAUCUUCUGGGUAAACCCUUUCGUGUGCGCACGGAUCACCGUGCACUACAGUGGCUCCGCUCUUUCCGCGAACCAGAAGGGCAAGUGGCACGCUGGCAGGAACGACUACAAGAGUUCGAUUUCACAUGCGAGUAUCGACCGGGAAAUCGACAUGCAAACGCGGAUGCUCUCUCCCGAAUACCCCAGACCACGGAUAUUAUUAACGCAAUUCUUAGUACAGCCCCGGAGACAGACUGGCCCUCCCUACAAGCAACAGAUCCAGACUUACAGAUUGUUUAUCAAAGACAGCUACAUGGAAAUAGUAAGCCAUCCAUGAGGGAGCUUAAAGAUCAAUCCGUAACAACUCGUCGUAUUUGCAGCAAAUGGGGCAACCUCAAACUAUAUGGUGACACAUUAUUCCUAAUGAAUGAAUCAAAACAACCCCUACUGAUAG